AUGCUGAGAAAAGUGUUGCGCCAAUGUUACUCACUUCAUCGUCCCACAUACGCAGUGCCAAGGCUUUAUCGAAGGCUUUGUUCUUCUCCUUCAGAGACCACUGCUGCUACAAUCUCCAUUGACCGUUCUUCCCUUUACAACCCACCUGAGCAUUCUCAUCACCCAACUUCCGAUUCUGAGCUCGUCAAGCACCUCAAAGGCAUCAUCAAGUUUCGGGGAGGCCCUAUUUCCCUAGGUGAGUACAUGUCCGAAGUUUUGACAAAUCCUAAAGCUGGGUACUACAUCAAUCGAGAUGUUUUUGGAGCAGAGGGUGAUUUUAUCACCUCUCCUGAAGUUAGCCAGAUGUUCGGUGAGAUGGUUGGUGUCUGGGUGAUGUGUCUUUGGGAGCAAAUGGGACAACCCCAAAGAGUAAAUCUAGUUGAGCUUGGCCCGGGACGAGGAACUCUCAUGGCUGAUCUCCUUCGUGGUGCUUCAAAGUUUAAGAACUUCAUUGAGUCAUUGCAUGUGCACUUGGUGGAAUGUAGUCCAGCAUUACAGAAGCUUCAGCACCAGAACUUGAAAUGCAUUGAUGAUGAGAAUGCUGGUCAAGAUUCUGAUAAAAUAACUGCCAGGUCUUCGUUUGGCACUCCUGUGUCAUGGCAUGCUACACUGGAGCAGGUUCCUUCAGGAUCGCCAACAAUUAUUAUUGCGCAUGAGUUCUUUGAUGCCCUACCGGUUCAUCAGUUUCAGAAAGCAUCUCGUGGCUGGAGUGAGAAAAUGGUUGAUGUGGCAGAAGAUUCAUCGUUUCGUUUUGUUCUUUCUCCACAGCCUACACCUGCUACUCUCUUUCUAUUAAAGCGGUGCCAGUGGGCUGCACCUGAGGAGAUCGCAAAACUCAAUCAAAUUGAAGUUUGCCCCAAAGCUAUGGAGUUGACCCAGACCAUUGUUGAAAGGAUAAGUUCUGAUGGUGGUGGAGCUCUAAUCAUUGACUAUGGCUUGGACGGAGUAAUCUCGGACAGUCUCCAGGCAAUUCGGAAACACAAGUUUGUGAACCUUCUAGACAAUCCCGGAUCAGCUGAUCUCAGUGCAUAUGUAGAUUUUGCUUCCAUUAGGCAUUCUGCAGAGGAAGCUUCAGGUGAAGUGUGUGUUCAUGGGCCAAUUACUCAAUCUGAAUUUCUUGGUGGGCUUGGAAUAAAUUUUCGUGUUGAGGCACUCCUUCAAAACUGCACGGAGGAGCAGGCUGAGUCAUUGAGGACAGGGUACUGGCGUCUUGUAGGUGAUGGUGAAGCACCCUUUUGGGAAGGAGGCGAUGAAGGUGUUCCUAUUGGUAUGGGUACUCGCUACAAGGCAAUGGCUAUUGUCAACAAGAACCAGGGUGUUCCACUUCCUUUUCAGUAAACCAAAGCAAAGCCUAGUCAAAUUAAAAUUUCCUACCAAUUAGUGUGCCAGAAUUGAACUUUCCUCAACACAGUUGGUUUUGAGGUUCACUUGACUUUAUGAGGUACUCGAUCAACGGUUGGCACUUGUAAUGCUUACAAUUUUUUCUUCUUCUAUUGAUUUAUUUUUAGAUGCCUGUUUAACAGCUUUUUGGUGUAUUGCAAGAGAUACACGAUGUAACAUUCUUGUAACAAUUUUAAUGAUGCAAGCAUUACUUUUAUACGU
Molecule: messenger RNA, 1641 nt
Organism: Cajanus cajan (pigeon pea)
Lineage: Eukaryota; Viridiplantae; Streptophyta; Magnoliopsida; Fabales; Fabaceae
Product: NADH dehydrogenase ubiquinone complex I, assembly factor-like protein (DUF185)
Biological process (GO): mitochondrial respiratory chain complex I assembly
Cellular component (GO): mitochondrion
Molecular function (GO): protein-arginine omega-N symmetric methyltransferase activity
Source: RefSeq, a predicted model, not a curated record